AUGGCCGCGGCAAGGGCGAGCGGGGCAGAGGCCGUCACUUGGGUGGUACGACGCCGAAAGCUUCGGGCCAGGAUCUACUUCUUGGAGGACUGGCCCCGAUGCAUCAUCUUCUUCAUGCGCAUGCUCCAGAUCCUGCGGGGCCUGUGCAUCUCCGUGGACGCGGAGGGCAUGCCCAUGCUCCAGAUCUUCUCUAGCCAUGCUAAGGCAGCCUUGCAGGAGGGCUCUCAGAAGCAGUUGCUCUCCAGCCACCUGCGCAUCUACGCCGGUCGCGAGGGCCGCAAAAGGGGCGACGAGACGCCCUUCUGCUCCAAGGUCACCAUGAAGAGGAACGCAGCCUUGGAAGCGCGUAUGCAGAAGACCCUGGCGGAUCUGCUGUCGCGGAGGCAGAUCGUUGGGGCACAGGUCGCGGUGGUGUGCGCCGGCGAGCUCGUCUGCAGCGUUGCCGCCGGCACGCUCUCCUCCAUCGACGCGCGGCCCGUGGAAGAUAAGACCCGCUUCCCCCUGCUGGGCGCCACCGCUGGGCUGGGUGCGCUCGCCUUCCUCCGCGCCCUGCAUCGGCAGUCGGAGGAGCUCAUUGCGGCCACCGGCGACGACAAGCUGAAGCUGGGGACCUUGCUUCGAAAGAUUAUGGUGUCGCAAAUCUGGCCCGAUUUCGCGGCGGGGCGCUCAGACCUCUGCCUCGCCGACCUGCUCGCCCACCGUGCGGGCUUGCAGGACGCGUAUCCCAUUGACUUCAGCCCUUCAUCCCUCGAUGAUCUGAAGGGGAUGGCGGCACACCUCGAGGCCGACCUGGCAAAACCCAGCGAAGAGUCCCGCUACGCCUACCUGCUGCAGUCCUUUGUCCUCGCAAAGCUGGGCAACUGCAUCGGGGGCCAGGAUGACUUCCUCCACUGGCUUGGGGAGGAGUUGGGGUCCCUGGGCUUGGACGUGGCCCUACCUGCCGGAUCAGAUAGCUGCAGUCUGUCUGCGACGCUCUAUGCCCAGAAGGUGCCCGUACUCCUGUACGAAGGCCAAGCAUCCAAAGCAUCCAAAGAUGACGACGAAGGACAUGCCAAUGACUUUAAGCCGCAAGCCGACAUCAGCGACAAGACUUGGUGA
This is a messenger RNA of Symbiodinium natans, 1098 nucleotides long. The record is from the annotation of a GenBank genome assembly. NCBI's taxonomy places the organism in Eukaryota, Dinophyceae, Suessiales, Symbiodiniaceae.